Molecule: messenger RNA, 6351 nt
Organism: Cinclus cinclus
Lineage: Eukaryota; Metazoa; Chordata; Aves; Passeriformes; Cinclidae
Gene: DYSF
Product: dysferlin
Exons: 55
Coding region: 100-6351 (2083 amino acids)
Biological process (GO): negative regulation of phagocytosis; vesicle fusion; monocyte activation involved in immune response
Cellular component (GO): membrane; cytoplasmic vesicle; T-tubule
Molecular function (GO): calcium ion binding; calcium-dependent phospholipid binding
Source: RefSeq, a predicted model, not a curated record
CCAGGAAAAGGGGGUGGGAAUGGGAUAAGGGAGCGGAUCCUUAUCCCGGCUUUUCCCGAUCCCGGCUUUUCCCGAUCCCGGCUUUUCCCGUUCCCGGCCAUGCUCCGCUGCCUGCUCCAAAGGGCUUCCCAACUUCCUAACCUGGAAAAGCGGGAUAAACAAAGCGAUCCCGUGGCCAGCCUGACAUUCCGAGGUGUCAAGAAGAGGACAAAGGUCAUCAAGAAUAACGUGAAUCCUGUCUGGAAUGAGGGAUUUGAGUGGGAUUUGAAAGGAGUCCCUCUGGAUCCUGAUGCCGAGCUCACCGUGGUGGUCAAGGACCAUGAAACCAUGGGAAGAAACAGGUUCUUGGGAGAAUCCCGGGUGCCGCUCCGGGAUGUUCUGGGUGCUCCCAGCCUGGCGGCCUCGUUCAACCUCCCCCUGCUGGACUCGCGCAAGGAGAGCACCGGGGCCUCCCUGUUCCUGCAGGUUUCCUACAUCCCCCCUCCAGGUGCUCUCCCGAUUUUUCCACCUCCGGCCCCUCCGGAGCCGGCCCCGGCUGCUGCUGAACUGGACACGGUCACUGAGACGGCCGGAGAGGAGGACACGGAAGAUCUGGAGGCCGCGGGGGACACGGAGCCCUCGGCGUCCUCGGGAGCGCCGGGAUCAGAGCCGCCCUCGCUCCCAAGGAAACCGUCCGGGAAUCACAUCCAGGGGGUGAAGAGGAGGAGGAGGAGCUCUCCCAAAAAACCUUUAUCCAACAAACCGCAGGAUUUCCAGAUCCGGGUGAGGGUCAUCGAGGCCCGGCAGCUUCCCGGGAUCCAGGUCCGGCCAGUGGUGAAGGUGACGGUGGCCGGACAAACGCGGAGAACGCGGAUCCGGAAAGGAAACAGCCCCUUCUUCGAUGAGACUUUUUUCUUCAACGUCUUCGAGUCCCCAUCGGAGCUGUUUGAUGCUCCCAUUUUCCUCACGGUUGUGGAUUCUCGAUCGUUCCGCACAGAUUCGGUCAUCGGGGAAUUCCGGAUGGAUGUGGAGACCGUUUACUCCGAGCCAAAACACGCUUUCCGCAGGAAGUGGCUGCUUCUCUCGGAUCCGGAGGAUUUUUCCGCGGGAGCCAAGGGCUACUUGAAGGUCAGCGCCUGUGUGCUGGGGCCUGGAGAUGAAGCUCCCUUGGAGAAGAAGGAGGUGGCCGAGGACAAGGAGGACAUCGAGGCCAACCUGCUGCGCCCCACCGGGGUCACCCUCAGGGGGGCCCAGUUCUGCCUCAAGAUCUUCAAAGCCGAGGAUUUGCCCCAGAUGGAUGAUGCCGUCAUGGACAAUGUCCGGCAGAUUUUUGGCUUUGAGAGCAACAAGAAAAACCUGGUGGAUCCUUUUGUGGAAGUCAGCUUUGCCGGGAAAACGCUCUACUCCCGGAUCCUGGAGAAAAACGCCAACCCCCAGUGGAACCAGUGCCUGACGCUGCCGGCCAUGUUCCCUUCCAUGUGUGAGCGGAUGAGGAUCCGUGUGACGGACUGGGACCGUCUGACGCACAAUGACGUCAUCGGCACCGCUUUCCUCGGAAUGUCCAAGAUUUCGGCCCCCGGCGGGGAGCUGGAGGUGGAUGACGGGCUGGGAUUCCUGCCGACCUUCGGGCCCUGUUACAUCAACCUGUAUGGCAGCCCCCGGGAAUUCACCGGAUUUCCCGAUCCCUACGAGACACUCAAUUUGGGAAAGGGUGAGGGGGUUGCGUAUCGGGGCCGGAUCCUGGUGGAGCUGGAGACCAAACUGGUGGAGCACAUGGAGCAGAAGGUGGAGGAGAUUCCUGCUGAUGACAUCCUGAGGGUGGAGAAAUACCUGCGCCGACGGAAAUAUUCCCUCUUUGCCGCCUUCUACUCGGCCACGAUGCUCCAGGGCGUGGACGGUGCCGUCCAGUUCGAGGUCAGCAUCGGGAAUUAUGGCAACAAGUUCGACACCACCUGCCUGCCCCUGGCCUCCACGACCCAGUACAGCCGGGCUGUCUUCGAUGGUUGUCACUAUUAUUACCUGCCCUGGGGGAAUGUGAAGCCGGUGGUGGUGCUGUCCUCGUACUGGGAGGACAUCGGACACCGUGUGGACGCCCAGAACCUCCUGCUCUACGGAGCCGAGCAGCUGGAGGCAAACCUGGAGAAGAUCCAUGUGGCCCUGAAAUCCAACCGCUCUCCCAUCGAGCUGGAGGCCCUGGGAUCCCAACUGCUCGAUGACGUCAUCGCCGACUGCAGCCUGAAGCUUCCUGAUGUCCUGGCAAAGGCAUCCAGCACCCACCUGGAUCAGAACCUCUUCCGUUUCCGGAGCACCCACCUGGAGCAGAUCCUGAAGGUGGCCCUGAGGCUCAAGCACGAGAAUUCUGGCCUUUCCCAAAUCCUGGAUCAGGCAGAGGAUUGGCUCUGCCGGCUCCAGGCCAUGGCAGAGGAGCCCCAGAACAGCCUCCCAGACAUCGUCAUCUGGAUGCUCCAGGGGGACAAACGCGUGGCCUACGCCCGUGUCCCGGCCCACCAGGUCCUGUAUUCCCGAAACAUUUCCAACUGCUGCGGCCGGAACUGUGGGAAGCUCCAGACCAUCUUCCUCAAGUACCCACAGGAGGAGGUGAUGGGGCCGCGGAUCCCGGCGCAGAUCCGAGUGCGGCUCUGGUUUGGAUUGGCCGUGGAUGAGAAGGAAUUCAACCAAUUCGCCGAGGGAAAACUCUCCGUCUUUGCCGAAACCUACGAGAACCAGACCAAGCUGGCACUAGUGGGGAACUGGGGCACCACCGGUCUCACUUAUCCCAAAUAUUCCGACGUCACCGGCCGGAUCAAGCUUCCCAAGGACAGCUUCCGGCCUUCUGCGGGAUGGACCUGGGCUGGGGAUUGGUUUGUCUGCCCAGAAAAGACGUUGUUGCAUGAUGUGGAUGCUGGACACCUGAACUUCGUGGAGGAGGUGUUUGAAAACCAGGUCCGGCUUCCCGGGGGACAGUGGAUCCACAUGACUGAUUCCUACACGGAUGUGAACGGGGAGAAGGUCCUGCCCAAGGAUGAGAUCGAGUGUCCUCCAGGCUGGAAGUGGGAAGAUGUGGAAUGGGACACAGAUCUCAACAGGGCUGUGGAUGAGAAAGGCUGGGAAUACGGGAUCACGAUCCCGCCGGAGCGCAAGCCCAAGGCCUGGGUGCCGGCGGAGAAGAUGUUCCACACGCACCGGCGCCGGCGCUGGGUGCGGCUCCGCCGGCGCGACCUGGAGCACAUGGAAGCCAUGAGAAAGCACAAGCAGGAGGAGAUGGAUGGAGAUGGUUGGGAAUACGCUUCCCUCUUCGGCUGGCGCUUCCACCUCCAGCAGCGCCGCUCCGACUCCUUCCGCCGGCGCCGCUGGAGACGCCGGAUGGAGCCUCUGGAACGCACUGGCCCAGCCGCCGUCUUUGCCUUGGAAGGAGCUCUGGGAGGAGUGACUGACGACAGGAGCGACGAUGGAAAAUCUGCGUCCACCCUGAGUUUCGGCGUUAACAGGCCCACGAUCUCCUGCAUUUUUGACUCCGGGAACAGAUUCCACCUGCGCUGUUACCUGUACCAGGCACGGGAUCUCAUGGCCAUGGACAAGGACAGCUUCUCCGAUCCCUACGCCAUCGUGUCCUUCCUGCACCAGAGCCAGAAGACCGUGGUGGAGAAGAACACCUUGAAUCCCACCUGGGAUCAGACCCUGAUCUUCUAUGAGAUCGAGAUUUUUGGGAAUUCUCGGGAUGUGGCUGAAUCUCCUCCCAACAUCCUGGUGGAAAUUUAUGACCAUGACACCUAUGGUGCAGAUGAAUUCAUGGGACGCUGCAUCUGCCGGCCCAGCCUGGAGCGCUUGCCCCGGCUUUCCUGGUAUCCUGUCCUCAAAUCCGGCCGGAAUGUCGGUGAGCUCCUGGCUGCCUUUGAGCUGAUCCAGAGGGAAAAGCCGGCUGUUCAUCACAUCCCUGGAUUUGAGAGCGAUCUCUCUUCCAGCCUGGAUGAGUCUGCGGAUUCCGACCUUCCCUAUCCGCCGCCGCAGCGGGAGCCCAAUGUCUACAUGGUCCCACAGGGAAUCAAACCUGUCCUGCAGCGCACAGCCAUCGAGAUCCUGGCCUGGGGGCUGAGGAACCUCAAGAGCUUCCAGCUGUCCAGCGUGACCUCUCCCAGCCUGCUGGUGGAAUGUGGGGGCCAGCGCGUCCAGUCCAGUGUCAUCAAGAACGUCAAGAAGAACCCCAACUUCGAUGUCUGCAUGCUCUUCAUGGAAGUGCGUCUGCCCAAGGAGAGCCUCUACAGCCCCCCCAUCAUCCUGAAGAUCAUCGACAACCGCCCCUUCGGCCGGAGACCCGUGGUGGGACAGUGCACGAUCCGCUCCCUCCAGGAAUUCUACUGGGAUCCCUUCCAGCAGGAUGCAGGGGCACCCCAGGAGCAGCCAGAUGACGUCAGCCUCACGCCCAGGGAUGAUGUCCUCAUCGACAUCGAUGACAAAGAGCCCCUGAUCCCCAUCCAGCUUUCCGAGGGUUUGACGAGCUCAGCACUAAUUAACAUCCCGGAUUCCCGGGCCCCGCCUCAUGAGGAGGAAUUCAUCGACUGGUGGAGCAAAUUCUACGCUUCCACGGGAGAGAGGGAAAAAUGUGGAUAUUACUUGGAAAAGGGAUUUGACACCUUGAAGGUCUACGAGACGGAGCUGGAAAACGUUGAGGAAUUUGAGCAUCUCUCGGAUUUCUGCCACACCUUCAAGCUGUUCCGGGGGAGAUCCCAGGAUUCCAGCGACGACCCCUCGGUGGUGGGGGAAUUCAAGGGUUCCUUCAGGAUUUAUCCUCUUCCCGAUGAUCCACGUGUUCCGGUGCCUCCCCGGCAAUUCCAGCAGCUGCCGGCCAGGGGACUCCAGGAAUGUCUGGUCCGGGUUUACGUCAUCCGCGCCUUUGACCUCCAGCCCAAGGAUUCCAAUGGCAAGUGUGAUCCCUAUGUGAAGAUUUCCGUGGGAAAGAAAUCCAUAAAUGACCAGGAAAAUUACCUUCCCUGCACUCUGGAGCCCGUCUUUGGGAAGAUGUUUGAGCUGAGCUGCACCCUGCCUCUGGAGAAGGACCUCAAGGUCACCCUCUACGACUACGACCUCCUGUCCAAGGAUGAGAAGAUCGGCGAGACUGUCAUUGACCUGGAGAAUCGCUUCCUGUCCAAAUACGGCGCUCGCUGCGGCCUCCCCCAGACCUACUGCGUCUCCGGCCCCAACCAGUGGCGUGACCAACUCCGCCCUUCCCAGCUGCUCCACCUCUUCUCCCUGCAGCACAACUACAAAGCUCCCACCUACAAAUCUGACCGGAUCAUCUUCCGGGAUCAGGAAUACAUCCUCUCCGAGCUGGAGGAUGGAAAACCCCCAAAUCCGCACCUGGGGCCGGUGGAGGAGCGACUCGCCCUGGCCGCCCUCCGGAAGCAGGGAUUGGUUCCGGAGCACGUGGAGACCCGGCGUCUUUACAGCCCCCUCCAGCCAGACAUCGAGCAGGGAAAACUCCAGAUGUGGGUGGAUCUGUUUCCCAAAUCCCUUGGACAUCCUGGCCCCCCUUUCAACAUCACUCCACGCAAAGCCAAGAGGUUCUACCUGCGCUGCAUCAUCUGGAACACCAAGGAUGUGAUCCUGGACGACCUCAGCAUCACUGGGGAGAAGAUGAGCGACAUCUAUGUCAAAGGGUGGCUGGUGGGACAUGAGGAGAACAAGCAGAAGACGGAUGUCCACUACAGAUCCAUGGGAGGAGAAGGGAAUUUCAACUGGAGAUUCAUCUUUCCCUUUGAUUAUCUCCCGGCAGAGCAGAUGUGCCACGUGGCCAAGAAGGAACACUUCUGGAGCUUGGACAAGACGGAAAACAAGAUCCCACCCCAGCUGAUCCUUCAGAUCUGGGACAACGACAAGUUCUCCUUCGAUGACUAUUUGGGAUCCCUCCAGAUGGAUCUCAACAGGAUGCCCAAGCCUGCCAAGACAGCGGAAAAAUGUUCCUUGGAUCUCGUGGAUGAUUCCCUGUCCUCAGGCCGCUCUGUGUCCCUCUUUGAGCAGAAAACCGUCAAGGGCUGGUGGCCCUGCGUGGCCGAGCAGGACCGGCAGAAGAUCCUGGCGGGGAAACUGGAGAUGACAUUGGAAAUCGUGGCAGAACAGGAACAUGAGGAGCGUCCGGCCGGGAUGGGACGGGAUGAGCCAAACAUGAACCCCAGGCUGGAGGAUCCCAAGCGUCCCGAGACCUCCUUCCUGUGGUUCACGUCCCCAUACAAGACCCUGAAGUUCAUCCUGUGGCGUCGCUACAAGUGGGUGCUGAUCCUGGCCAUCCUCCUCUUCAUCCUGCUGCUUUUCCUGGGAAUCUUCGUCUAUGCCUUCCCGAACUAUGCUGCUAUGAAACUGGUGAAACCUUUCAACUGA